Messenger RNA from Scomber japonicus (chub mackerel), 2153 nucleotides. RefSeq names its product tetratricopeptide repeat domain 8 (gene ttc8). The coding region runs from base 1 to 1518 and encodes 505 amino acids. Gene Ontology annotation, cellular component: ciliary basal body; non-motile cilium; BBSome. Gene Ontology annotation, molecular function: protein binding. Gene Ontology annotation, biological process: non-motile cilium assembly. Lineage: Eukaryota; Metazoa; Chordata; Actinopteri; Scombriformes; Scombridae. The transcript has 14 exons. The record is from RefSeq and is a predicted model, not a curated record.
AUGGAGGUGACGAUGGACCCUUUGUUUCUGGCGUGGAGCUAUUUCAGGAGACGAAAACUCCAACAGUGUUCAGAUAUUUGUACAAAGAUAUUACAAGACAACCCGUACGACCAGGCUGCCUGGAGCUUGAAAACCCGUGCUCUGACAGAGAUGGUAUACAUAGAUGAAGUUGAGGUCGACCAAGAGGGGAUUGCUGAGAUGAUGCUGGAUGAGAGCUCUAUUGCUCAGGUUGCACGCCCUGGAACAUCAUUGAGACUACCUGGAACAAGUCACGGUGGAGGUCCUACCCCUGCUGUCAGGCCUGUGACGCAGUCAGGGCGUCCUAUUACAGGAUUUGUGAGACCCAGCACUCAGUCAGGGCGUCCUGGGACAAUGGAACAAGCCAUCAAGACACCACGCACUGCAAGCACUGCUCGACCUGUCACUAGUGCUUCUGGUAGAUUCAUCCGUCUCGGAACAGCGUCAAUGUUAACUAAUCCAGAUGGACCAUUUAUAAACUUGUCAAGACUAAAUCUGGCCAAGUAUUCCCAGAAGCCCAGUUUGUCCAGGACACUGUUCGAGUUCAUCUUCCAUCAUGAAAAUGAUGUGAAAAAUGCGUUAGAUUUGGCUGCUCAAGCUACUGAGCAUGCCCAGUUCAAAGACUGGUGGUGGAAAGUUCAGCUUGGGAAAUGCUACUACAGGCUUGGUUUAUAUCGAGAAGCAGAAAAACAGUUUAGAUCGGCUCUCAACCACCAAGCGGUGGUGGAUACAUACCUCUAUCUCGCAAAGGUUUAUCAGCGCCUGGAUCAACCAAUAACAGCGCUCAGCCUCUUCAAGCAAGGCCUGGACCAGUUUCCUGGUGAGGUGACCCUUCUAACAGGAAUCGCUCGCAUACAUGAGGAAAUGAACAACAUAGCAUCAGCCACAGAGUACUACAAAGAUGUCCUCAAGCAGGAUAACACACACGUGGAGGCGAUCGCAUGUAUAGGCAGCAAUCACUUCUAUACUGAUCAACCUGAAAUCGCCCUGCGGUUUUACAGACGGCUGCUCCAGAUGGGGGUGUAUAACUGCCAGCUGUACAACAACCUGGGCCUGUGCUGCUUCUACGCGCAGCAGUACGACAUGACUUUGUCCUCAUUUGAGAGGGCUCUGGCCCUGGUGUCCAGUGAUGAGGAGCUGGCUGAUGUCUGGUACAACAUAGGACAAGUAGCCGUGGGCAUUGGGGAAUUGGCAUUGGCCUACCAGUGUUUUAAACUGGCUUUGGCUUUUAAUAAUGACCACGCUGAGGCCUACAAUAAUCUUGCUGUGCUAGAGCUGCGCAAAGGUCGUAUUGAACAGUCUAAAGCCUUCCUGCAGACUGCUGCAUCACUGGCUCCUCACAUGUAUGAGCCACACUUCAAUCUGUCCAUUCUCUAUGAAAAGAUUGGAGAUCUUCAGAACAGCUACACUGCAGCCCAAAAGUCCGAGGACGCCUUUCCAGAGCAUGUCGACACUCAGCAGCUUCUCAAGCAGCUUCGGCAGCACUUUGCGGUGCUGUAAGCCUCCAACCAGCACGCGUAGAGAAACAAGGUGCAGUUAGAAUGAUAUAGAUGUCAGAGAGAUCAGAGAUUUAAAAAACAUAGUUAUCCAAACCCUAAAAGGUCAGAAAAGUUAUGAUUUUGUGAAAGAAACAUUUGUAAUGAGCUCUCAGGUCAAAGAUUUACAGGGUUUGGAUAUACAGCCUCAUCAAGUUAGUUAUAUUCACCUUUAAAAAAACAAACAAACAAAAGACACAGAGCAGCAAUCUUUCAGGACUUUGAGUUGCUGCUUGUAAUGAUGUUUGGAUAUGGACAAUAGUUUUUGUUUGUGUUUAUUUAUUUAAAUGGUACCUGUACACUUAAUUGUUAGUUUAUUAGGUACAACGUUAACCUACUUUAACAAAGUUUUUUCUAAUGACUUCCAAAAAUGCACAAUUUGUAUGAAAGUGGAGGUUUUCCUGUUAAACUUAGUGUAUAGACUUGAAUAGCAGUUAUACAAAUGUACAUAGUCAAGGCAAAGAUUUUAUUUAUUACAGUAAAGUGACUUAACUUACAGUUUUAUAGUUCACUUCAUGAAUCAAAUGUAUUUUUCGUAUCUUGGACCUUCCUUACCAUUUUGUAGUAUCAUCAAAUAUCAACAUGAUAAUAAAAAGGAAC